AUGCUGAUGAGGAAUGGGAACAACAUUGCGGUCUACCUCAUCAGCCUGUCCAUCUCUGACCUGCUCUACACAAUCACUCUGCCUGUGUGGAUUGAGCUGGCCUUGAACAGGCCUAUAAAUGGUCUCUGCAGUUUAGUUGCUGUGAUCAUGUACAACAGCUUUUACUUUGGCUCAGGCCUCCUUUGCUGCAUCUCUGUUGAUCGCUACCUGGCAGUGGUCCAUCCUCUCCACUUCCACUGUGUCCGAGAGGUGCGGACUGCAGCAUGUGUGAGCAUUGCUGUUUUGACUUUGGAGAUUUUCAUCCACAUUACAUUGCUUCACCACACAGGGGCACUACAAGCUUUCUCCUCAAGAAACCUGUGUCAGGAGCGAAUACCCAUGACACGAGAAGAUGCCAACCUUGCCUUUAUACGAGUCAUCUUGGGUUUCUUGGUCCCUGUCUUCAUCAUGGCCUUUUGCUUUCAGCAGAUCAUGCAUUCACUCCGACAGAGCCCAUCCAUCUUGGCAGAGGAGCGCAGGAAAGUGGGACUGCUGUUGUUUUUCCUUCUUCUAACCUACAUAGUGGCUUUUGUGCCCUAUCAGACCGUCAUGCUGCUCAGGGCUAUACUGGAGCCCGGGACCUGCAUUUGGGCCGCAAGGCUCAGAGAUCCGUACCUGGUCACAGUUGCCACAACUACCUUGAACAGUACACUGGAUCCUAUAAUAUACUGCUUAAUCAGUGAGAGUGCUAAGAAAGAGGUUAGGAAAACUCUUGACAAAGGUUUUGAUAAACUCAUCUGA
Molecule: messenger RNA, 780 nt
Organism: Larimichthys crocea (large yellow croaker)
Lineage: Eukaryota; Metazoa; Chordata; Actinopteri; Sciaenidae
Product: G-protein coupled receptor 4
Exons: 2
Coding region: 1-780 (259 amino acids)
Biological process (GO): G protein-coupled receptor signaling pathway
Cellular component (GO): membrane
Molecular function (GO): G protein-coupled receptor activity
Source: RefSeq, a predicted model, not a curated record